Messenger RNA from Zasmidium cellare ATCC 36951, 2085 nucleotides. RefSeq lists its product as uncharacterized. The record is from RefSeq and is a predicted model, not a curated record. Gene Ontology annotation, biological process: mitotic DNA damage checkpoint signaling; protein phosphorylation. Lineage: Eukaryota; Fungi; Ascomycota; Dothideomycetes; Mycosphaerellales; Mycosphaerellaceae. Gene Ontology annotation, molecular function: ATP binding; protein serine/threonine kinase activity; protein binding. The transcript has 3 exons. Gene Ontology annotation, cellular component: nucleus. Bases 1 to 2085 code for a protein of 694 amino acids.
AUGGCGCCGAAAGACGAGAAGAGCUCGCUGAAGCGCGCGAGGAACUCAACAGGAGAUGAAGCCGAGCAGAAGAAACCUCGUCGAUCAACACGCCUCUCCCACACUGGCGACGAGGCCUUAGAGCAGGUGAAACAAGGCCCGCUACCAUCCCCCAUAACGCGGAAGGACACAGGCAGCACAGACAACGCACCAGGCGAUACUAUCACGCCGCCUGUGCGACCGAUUCACGAACAGCGAGCGACACCUCCUUCCGAUCCUCCCCUUCCACAACGCCGUUACGGUAACCUUUCAUCACCACCGUCCGACACUCAACCGUACUCGCAAUUUCUCCCACCACCGCCGGUAUCAUACGAGGUCGAGGAUGAAGAGAAGGAAGGUGUGUGGGGAUACCUUGUGCCGACUGCAGGAUUUCAACAGCCAUUGGUGCUAAGGAAGAGAGCUGCGUGUCCCGUGCCCGCAUUUCCUCACACCAAACCCAACGGGAAGCAGAGCGUGCCUAAGCAAAAGUGGAAGACCGACGAAGAGCAGUACGAAGCAGACAAGGCAGUGAAUGGUGUUCCCGCUGGAGGCUACCUGAUCGGAAGACAUCCCGAAUGCGACUGGAAAAUCCAAGAGCUCACCGUCAGCAACCGCCAUUGCCUUUUAUUCUCGGAGAACAAGAACGGCGACGCAGUGGCUGUGCUCGAGGACUUGAGCGGGAAUGGCACGUACGUGAACGAUGCGUUCGUGGGGCGUAACAAGCGUCGCGAGCUGCAGGAUGGCGAUGAGAUUUCUGUCCUCAACGUUGCGAACUUCAUCUUUCGAUACCCUCGUCGACGAGACACAAAUGCGUUCAAGAAGCAGUACAGCAUACAGGGACAACUUGGCAAGGGUCAUUUCGCGACUGUUUACCUUGCGCUGGAGAAGAGCAGUGGAAUGAGAUAUGCAGUGAAGAAGUUCGAGAAGCGAAGUGGUCCAGGAGAGCGCAGCAAAGUCGAAGGCUUGCACCAAGAGAUUGCUGUGCUCAUGGGCGUCAGUCACCCAAACGUGCUGUGCCUGAAGGAUACCUUUGACGAGUCGGAUGGUGUAUACCUCGUCCUAGAGCUCGCACCCGAGGGCGAACUGUUCAACUGGAUUGUCAUGAAGCAGAAGCUUACUGAGAUUGAGGCUCGCAAGAUCUUCAUUCAGCUGUUCCAGGGGAUUAAGUAUCUGCACGAGCGAAACAUCGUCCAUCGCGACAUCAAGCCCGAGAACAUUCUUCUGAUCGACAAAGAGCUCCAUGUCAAGAUUGCGGAUUUCGGCCUCGCUAAGAUCAUCGGCGAAGAGUCUUUCACCACCACCCUCUGCGGCACGCCAUCAUACGUCGCGCCCGAAAUACUGGAACAGACUAACCGUCGCCGGUACACUCGUGCGGUUGACGUAUGGAGUCUGGGUGUCGUUCUUUACAUUUGUCUGUGCGGCUUUCCUCCAUUUUCAGACGAGCUUUACUCGGCGGAGAAUCCGUACACCCUCAGUCAGCAGAUCAAGAUGGGCCGCUUCGACUACCCAUCGCCUUACUGGGACUCUGUCGGCGAUCCUGCACUCGAGCUGAUCGACCGAAUGCUGACCGUCGACGUUGAGCGCCGUAUCACCAUCGACGAAUGUCUGGAGCAUCCUUGGAUCACCCAGCGUCCCAUCAGUCUCACCGAUAGUACCGAUGGCCUGACCGGAGCGCUGGCUGGACUGGACUUUUCCAAGCGCAAGCCGCAGCGUGAGAGAACGAUGCUUUCUACGAUCAACGACGUGAAGGUCGACCGCGUCAUUGAGACACAACCCGACGCACCACCUGUUAAAGUGUGGGACAAGAACGCCAAGGCACGGUUCCAUACUCAACGCCCAGGUAGCCAGCAGAACGCUGCAAGACAGGCCAAGGCUAGUCAAGAGCAGAACGGUGGCAAGCCAGGACGUUUCGAGGAGACCGUCGAGCCUGGACCAGAUGCCGCUCGCGACCCUCAGGAGUUUAUUGAGAUGGGUGGCAAGGGCGACCAAGUCCUCUUUGAAGAUACCAACGGUUCGCGCUACCCUGACGCGACGAUGAGAGCAGGCGCUCCCGAGGAGGAGGAGUAG